This is a messenger RNA of Drosophila busckii, 2500 nucleotides long. It is a transcript of the gene Rnf146, whose product is annotated as E3 ubiquitin-protein ligase RNF146-B. Lineage: Eukaryota; Metazoa; Arthropoda; Insecta; Diptera; Drosophilidae. The transcript is spliced from 4 exons. Gene Ontology annotation, molecular function: poly-ADP-D-ribose binding; ubiquitin protein ligase activity; zinc ion binding. The record is from RefSeq and is a predicted model, not a curated record. Gene Ontology annotation, biological process: ubiquitin-dependent protein catabolic process; Wnt signaling pathway. Gene Ontology annotation, cellular component: nucleus; cytoplasm. The coding region runs from base 109 to 1536 and encodes 475 amino acids.
UACAUCUAUGUUGUUGUUAUGUUGUUUUAUUCAUAAACUUAACAAUUUGAUUUUGACAGUAGCAGGUGCAAUUUGUCAACGCUCUCGCAAAGUGAAAAGUUUGUAAAAAUGUCACAACAGGGUGACAAUGCUAGCAAAACUAGCAAGAAAAACACUAGCCACGGCCAAGAAGACAUAAACGCGAUUAUAAAUUUGGACGAAGAUGAGGACGAGGAAGUGCAAUUUGUUGGAGUUGUGCGUCCUCCGUCAGUCAUAGACCUAAUUGAUCUCAGCGUCUCACCAUCCACAUCGCAGGCAGCAGCGGCUGCCGCAGCAGGUGGUGCAGGUGAUUCAUUGAAAACGCCAGACUCGGAAACAGAUGCAAGUGAAUCCAGCAGCGGGGUUACUGCUUUAAACCCGCAAGUCAUUGUCGUCGAUCCGACCGCCGUCGCUCCAGCCGAAGCUGCAGCCGCCGUCCCCACCGCAGCUGCCACCGCCGCCAGCGCAUCCGCAGGCGCUGCCCCAGUCGCGCCCGCUCUGGAGUGUCCCAUUUGUCUACAGACCUGCAUACACCCCGCACGUCUGCCCUGCGGUCACAUCUUUUGCUUCUUAUGCGUUAAGGGUGUUGCCUAUAAAAAUCGACGCUGUGCCAUGUGUCGGCGCGAGAUACCCGCCGAGUUCCUGGAUCAUCCCCAGCUGGUAAACGGCAUUGACGACAUUUGCACCACGCGUGCCACCGAGGACGGCUAUCAGUGGUACUACGAGGGACGCAAUGGUUGGUGGCAAUAUGACGAUCGCACCAGCCAGGACCUUGAGGAAGCCUUCAAGAAAGGCGAACACUCUUGCACCAUACUCGUCGCCGGCUAUGUGUACAUUGUGGAUCUGGAGCUGCUCAUACAGCAGCGUCAGAACGAGCCGGCGCGCUGUCGUCGCGUCAAGCGUGAUCUGGCCACCAUAGCCAAGAAAGGCGUAGCUGGCCUACGCAUCGAGGGCAACCAGGUGACCUGCGACACCGACUUCAACCGCCCGCCGCAAAAUAAUACGGCCACCGUUCAGCGGCUGAUAAACACAUUUGCAGCGCGGGAUGCAGCUUUACGCAUUGCCAGCGACAUCAUUAGCUCCACCAUUGCGCAGGCGGAUGAGCUCUCGCUGGGCUUGGCGGCCAGCAACAUUAGCGACAGUGCCAACGACUUGAGCAACGGUGAGCAAAGCCAAACGAAUCCCCUACAGUCAACACGUCAACAGACCACGGGUCACGGCUUGGGUCACUCUACGUCGCGUUCGCUUGCCUCCUCGCACUCGAGCUCCAUACAAGAUCUCAUGCUCAUUGCUACGACUGAUCUGCUGGACAGUACUGAGGAGAUUAUUGAGAAUAAUCAGCACACCUUGGAUCUCUUUGAGCAGGCCAUAAACGACUUUCAGGCGCUCACAGCCUCACAACGACGACGCUUUGCUGACUCGAGUGACGAGGAAGAUCCGCCUCCUGGUAAUGCACGCAGAGGCAGGCAAGGCGGGCUGGAGGCAAGCGAACCCGAUAAUGAGCGACUGGGCUUUUAAGUCAUCUAAUCAUGCACACGCACACACACACACACACAGACAUAUAUAACUCGAUGUAUAACUCGAAAUGCGAUUGAAGUUCCUUAAGAAAUGUCAACUAGAGAAAAUGCCGCGUGUACCUGAGUAAACCUAUAUAAAUCGCUAUAUAGAGCUCAAUGCGUGAGCAGAGAAGCGUGUAACAGGGUAACAAACAAAACACACAAACACAUAUAAACAUAUAUACAUAUUAUAAUGAAACUGUACAUACCAGGAUGGGCAGAAAAGUUGUGAUUUGCAAACAGAAAUAUGCAAGGCUCUUAAAGAAUUUAAGGUUUGACCAAGUCGAGUGAUCACUAUGCAUAUUAUAAACAAAUAACUAAUCAACAGUUAAUGUUAAACUUACAGUAGAUAUGUAUUUAAUAUCAACUAUGCGCAUUCGAAUCAAACAUAAGCCCCCCGACGCCGAGCCAACCAAGCUAUAGAUCAACUGAGAAAAAAGAAAAACAAAAGCACAACAGUGUGAAAUCGACAAUACAUACAAACAUAUAUAACAUAUAUCUUAUUUCGAAGAUUUGAUUAUUUUUAUUAAACUUAUCGAGUUUAUGCAAAGUGCAAUUGUUUGAACUUUGACUUCACCGAACUAUGCAGCACACUCUGUAUUUGUUAUAAUUAAUUAUAAGUCCGCCUUUAAAUGCGUUAAAGAGCAAAAACAUAAAGAAAUUCUGUGAACAUUUUUGUAUACUCUAAGUUAAGGCCUAAGACAAUUGAGCAUCUAUAUAAUUUAUUUAAAUUCAUGUGAAACAGAACUCAAUUGUUUAGUGCACAAUCCACACACACUAUUUACAUUUAUAUAUGUAUUAAUAAUGUAUAUUCUGUGACUACUAUUUUAUAGAUUCGCUUUGUAGCCCGUCAUUACUUCUAACUGUGAAAUGCCUAUUCAUAGCUACCCUUGUAUCAACGAUAUUCCUAACGCUCUACUGACUGC